AUUACAUAGUUGGGCCGAUGAGAUAGCAUUGACAAUUGGUUUUCAAUUUACAAGUGCUUCUUAUAAACAAAAAGAAGGACGUUCUAGAGUUAGUUUGUAUUUAAGAUGUCACCGCUAUAGUAAUAUUAGGGGUGAUUUGCAUAACCUAGAUAAUGCUGCCCAACCUGAUUUUAAAAGUAGAACAUGUCAGUGUAAAUUUAUGAUUGUAGCAAGUAGUCGUAAAUCAGGAGAAAGACCUUGGACGGUGAGGGUUUGUCCGGGGGAAAAAGGUAGACAUAACCACUCGUUUUUAGUGUACAGAGAUGGUCAUGUAAGGGCAAAUAGGAUGAAUGUAGAUAUUCGGGAGCACAUACGACAGCUUAGUGCAACCUGCCUUUAUCAUGACUUCAAUUAGGGAAAAUUUUUCUGGGUGUUUUUUACUAGUAUGAAUCAAAUAUACAAUGCUAGACAAUCAAUAAGGAGAGAAGAGAUGGACGGUAGUACUCCCCUUCAACACUGUCUUUAUAUGGCCAUAGAGCUUUAUUACGUGGUCUGGAUAGACUUGGAUAGUGAAGGGGGAUUGUGCAGAUUAUUAGUUGCAAAUCUUACCUCUAUCCAAAUGAUACGUACGUGGUCGUAUGUUUUGUUGAUAGAUACAACGUAUAAAAAAAACAAACAAAAGUGGCCACUGUGUGAAGUAAUAGGAAUGACGCCAACCAAUCACAUCUUGGUUGCGUUCUGUUUGAUGCGAGAUGAGGCGACUGUGUCAUAUUCGUGGGUGUUACAGGGAUUGAGAGAUAUUUUAGGCACAGCUCAGACUCCUAGAGUCAUCGUCACUGAUCGAGAUGAGGGUUUAUCUGCAGCUAUUCGUGAUGUCUUCCCAGAUGUGCGACAUUUGUUAUGCAUUUGGCAUAUUGCCAACGACGUUGAUAAUAUGGUGGACAAGUCGUGUGGCGGGAAAAAAAAUCAACAAGGCAAAGUAUUCAGGAAAAGUCAAUGGAAACCCCUGGUUGAAAGUUCUACACUCGACGAAUUCGAACAAAGAUGGUAAUCGAUUGUGACUACCUGGUCGGUUAGAAACAGAAAGGUCGUUCGAUAUUUGGCUGGAACAUAGAUUCCACUUAAAGAGAACUUUGUGCGUGCAUGGACGAAUGAAUGUUUACACAUGGGUAACCAGACUACCAGCAGAGUUGAAAGUCAACACUCGUCUUUCAAGUAUUAUCUUGGUAGUGGUAAUAGCUCAUUUGACACCCUGUUUAAAAGGGCACACGCACAGAUAACAAACAGCAAGCUAGGAUCCGACAAGCGCUACAGCAAUCUAUGAAUUCUUUUUCAAGGUUGUUGCGACAUCAUUUCUUUAGACCUUUAUAUCACCAUGUAUCUAUUUUUGCCUUGGAGAAGUUGCAGCUUGAGCAUAACCGUAUGUUAGAUUUGGGUGAUUAUGUAUUUAUAUCGACAUCAUUUCAAGGUCGUCCCCUCUGGGCAGGGUAGGCCUAGAACUAUU
Molecule: messenger RNA, 1483 nt
Organism: Amaranthus tricolor (Joseph's coat)
Lineage: Eukaryota; Viridiplantae; Streptophyta; Magnoliopsida; Caryophyllales; Amaranthaceae
Product: protein FAR1-RELATED SEQUENCE 2-like
Exons: 2
Coding region: 425-1030 (201 amino acids)
Biological process (GO): regulation of DNA-templated transcription
Source: RefSeq, a predicted model, not a curated record